UAAAGCAACAUUUUAUUCUAGAUUUAAAAAAAAAAAAAAAACUCAUCUCUCAAAAAUAAAACAAAAAAAAGAUAGAGAGAAAAGUAUUCCGGCCAAAUUCUAACUUUUUCCGACGAAGAUUCCGUCCAAAUUCCGACCAAUCUUAUUCUGUUUCACUCGCCCUCUCUGGUUAAGGAUUGUUGACGAAAAUGGCCUCAUGGGCAUCUCAAAUUUACGGUCCUGCCACUUAUAGUGGUAGUUCAUACUCAUGGAAUCAAGUUUCAGGGUCUAAGAUUAUGUAUUUCAGCCAAAAGAUGAAGCAUUAUUCAUUUAAGGCAUCCUUUGGACUACCAAAUUCAUCAGUAUUUUCAAUGGGGAAGAAAAUUAAUUUCAAUUUCAAUAUAAAUAUUGAUAAUGGUAGAAAUGGUCACUUUGGUUUAGUAGAUGGUAAGGUAUAUGGGUUUGAUUUUUCGAUGACGGGUUCGAAGAAAGCUGGUGGGUUGCACCCAUUUGUGGUUACUUGCUUAGCUAAUGGAGAGAUUAGUGCAGAGGAGAAGGUGAAUGUGCUGGUAAUUGGAGGAGGUGGAAGAGAGCAUGCACUUUGCCAUGCCUUGCAACGAUCACCAUCAUGUAGCAAGGUCUUUUGUUCACCUGGCAACAUUGGGAUUUCAAAAUCAGGGGAUGCUAUUUCCCUUUCAGAUGUUGACUCCUCUGAUAGUUCAGCUGUCAUCUCUUUCUGCCAAAAACAGGCUAUUGGAUUAGUUGUGGUGGGACCAGAGGCACCCCUUGUUUCUGGCCUUGCAAACGACCUUGUCAAAGCUGGUAUCCCAACUUUUGGUCCUUCAUCUGAGGCUGCUGCUCUAGAGGGUUCCAAGGAUUUCAUGAAGAGCUUGUGCUACAAAUAUGACAUUCCCACUGCCAAGUAUCAAACAUUUGCCGAUCCAACUGCUGCCAAACAAUAUAUUAAAGAGCAAGGAGCACCUAUUGUCAUCAAGGCUGAUGGGUUAGCUGCUGGAAAAGGAGUUAUUGUAGCUAUGUCACUGGACGAGGCUUACGAAGCUGUUGAUUUGAUGCUUGUAAAUGGCAUUUUUGGUUCUGCAGGUAGUCGUGUCAUUGUUGAGGAAUUUCUGGAAGGAGAAGAAGCGUCCUUUUUUGCAGUGGUGGAUGGUGAGAAUGCUAUUCCUCUAGAAUCUGCUCAAGACCAUAAACGUGUUGGAAAUGGUGAUACAGGGCCUAACACAGGUGGGAUGGGUGCAUAUUCACCUGCACCUGUGUUGACAAAAGAACUUCAGGCUUUGGUGAUGGACUCUAUAGUUCUUCCCACUGUCAAAGGGAUGGCUGCAGAAGGUUGCAAGUUUGUUGGGGUCUUGUAUGCUGGUCUUAUGAUUGAAAAGAAAUCUGGACUCCCUAAGCUUAUUGAGUACAAUGUCCGGUUUGGAGACCCUGAAUGCCAGGUUUUAAUGAUGCGCUUGGAGUCGGAUCUGGCACAAGUUCUUCUUGCUGCUUGUAGAGGUAAGCUAACAGGAGUGUCCUUAAAAUGGUCUCCUGGUUCAGCAAUGGUGGUAGUCAUGGCCAGCAAUGGUUACCCUGGUAGCUAUAAAAAGGGAACUGUCAUUAGUAAUAUAGAAGAAGCAGAAAAAGCUGCCCCUUCUGUCAAAGUAUUUCAUGCAGGAACCGCAUUAGAUUCUGAAGGCAAUUUGGUUGCUGUCGGGGGAAGGGUUCUUGGAAUUACAGCCAAGGGGGAUGACCUUCAAGAGGCAAGGGAUAGAGCCUAUCAAGCUAUUGAGAAAAUUAACUGGCCGGAAGGGUUUUAUCGGCAAGAUAUUGGCUGGAGAGCCCUCCCCCAAAAGCAAUUUUCUUAGAGGGGUUAACGUAUUGACUUCUAUUUGAGAUUUUGGAUGAAUCAUGAAUUUUGACUCCCGCCUCGAUUGGUAGGGAACGAAGAGAGAUCAGAGUAGUUUAGAUUGCCGAACAUUGUUUUUGAGGAUUGUCUUGCCUCAAUGUGUUAGAAGAUAUCUUUUCUGUGUCAAGUCCAAUGGAGAUUGUGAAGUCUCCAGAUGUUGUAUCUUAGAAAUUGCAUUAUACCAAUUGAUCUAACAAUUCCUGAA
Molecule: messenger RNA, 2087 nt
Organism: Chenopodium quinoa (quinoa)
Lineage: Eukaryota; Viridiplantae; Streptophyta; Magnoliopsida; Caryophyllales; Amaranthaceae
Product: phosphoribosylamine--glycine ligase-like
Exons: 5
Coding region: 189-1841 (550 amino acids)
Biological process (GO): purine nucleobase biosynthetic process
Molecular function (GO): phosphoribosylamine-glycine ligase activity; ATP binding; metal ion binding
Source: RefSeq, a predicted model, not a curated record